Molecule: messenger RNA, 303 nt
Organism: Triticum turgidum subsp. durum (durum wheat)
Lineage: Eukaryota; Viridiplantae; Streptophyta; Magnoliopsida; Poales; Poaceae
Source: the annotation of a GenBank genome assembly
AUGGCGGGGCGCAAGGAGACGGCGCUCGACCUGGCCAAGUUCGUCGACAAGGGCGUCCAGGUCAAGCUCACCGGCGGCCGCCAAGUUACAGGAACUUUGAAGGGAUAUGACCAGCUGCUGAACUUGGUGCUGGAUGAAGCAGUCGAGUCUGAAAGAGAGCAAGAUGACCCAUUGAAGCUGUCAACCAAGACCAGACAACUUGGUCUAAUUGUGUGCAGAGGCACUGCUGUCAUGCUGGUGUCACCAACUGAUGGAACCGACGAGAUUGCCAACCCCUUCCUCGCAGCGGAGGGGGCGUCAUAA